This is a messenger RNA of Talaromyces rugulosus, 2037 nucleotides long. RefSeq lists its product as uncharacterized. The record is from RefSeq and is a predicted model, not a curated record. Gene Ontology annotation, biological process: carbohydrate metabolic process. Lineage: Eukaryota; Fungi; Ascomycota; Eurotiomycetes; Eurotiales; Trichocomaceae. The transcript is spliced from 4 exons. The coding region runs from base 1 to 2037 and encodes 678 amino acids.
AUGGUCAAUUUUCCACUAUUUGCUGCGAUCCUGGCCGCUCUAUGUUCUUCAAUUGCAUCUGCGGAAUGCUGGAGGGACACGGAAUGCGAUGGGCCAGCGCAAGCAGCGUUCCCUGGCCCCUGGGAGGAUGGAUUCUUCGUGCCAGAUACUCGGACUCUUUCUCCUGUUCGCGUCCUAGACGGUGACCUUCGUCAACUUGGAAAUUGGUCGCCUGAGAACAUCCCAAACUUGAGCAGUAACGGAUCGUUGUACAUAUUUGACUGGGGACUCGAAGUUGGUGGCGUCGUAACCAUUGAAUUUGUCGCCAACGGCACAGGUUCUCUUGGCAUUGCGUUCUCUGAGACAAGCAACUUUACGGGAUAUAUGUCUGACGAGUCUAAUGGCGGUAGUGGACAUGACGGUGCGCUGUACACCGAUAUCAGCACCAGCACUGGAGAGGAUGGACAGACGGUGUACAAAUAUACAGUGCCAGAUGAUAAGGCUCGCGGCGGUUUUCGAUAUCUGAGCUUGUACACUAUUACUAACUCAACUCUGGAUGUCUCAGUCAGAAACAUGACUGUAGAGCUACCAUUCCAUCCGAACUGGGGAAAUAUGCGCGCUUAUGGAGGCUACUUUCACUCUAGCGAUGACCUUCUAAACCGCAUCUGGUACGGAGCAGCCUUUACUGUUCAGACGAACAUCAUGCCAACAAACACAGCACGUGUGUUUCCAUGCCUAGACUAUGGUUGGGAGAAUAACGCAGACCUGGAUACAGAUGGUCCUGGCCUGGGCGCUGGCAAUAAGCGUGACAGGGCUGUAUGGGCCGCUGAUUUCGGAAUGGCCUUGCGAAGUGCUGCAAUUGCGCUCGGCGACAUGAAUACGUUGAAGAGAUCUCUACAACUACAGUACAACGUUCAGCAAACGACAGGAGAACUGCCUUGGGUGCCACCACCAAUCAACAUUUUCGGCUCGGACACCUACCAUAUGGCAACACUUCUGGCCACAUACGAUUACAUUCUUUUCAGUGGUGAUACGGAUUGGCUCACACAAAGAUGGGAUAAAUUCAUGCUUGGCAUGUCUUUUGCUAGACAAAAGAUUGACAGUAGCGGACUAAUAAACGUGACUGGAGGUAAUAAUUGGGGCCGCACAGCUGUCUCUACUGGACACACUACGGACGGCAACAUGCUACUCUAUGGGUGUUUGCUGAGGGGUGCUGAAAUGAGUAGCUGGAUGAACGAUACAAUCGGUACCCAAUGGUUGGCACAAGCCGAAACCCUCAAACAGGCGAUCCUAGAACGUAAUUGGGAUCCUUCUGUCGGUGCAUUUUGGAACACAGAAGAAGAUCACAGCAAUCAUUGUCAAGAUGGUAACAGUAUGGCAUUAUAUUGGAAUGCUGUUGAUAAGUCUCAUGCGUCCAAUAUAAGCAACUAUCUCUCUACCCAGUGGACACCGAUUGGGGCUUCAUGUUCUGAGCUCCCAGGAAGCAUUGUCAUGUAUACCGAGGGGUACGAGAUUAAGGGCCAUCUUGCUGUUGGUCACUCAAGACGUGCGCUGGAUUUGAUCCGACGAAGCUGGGGCUGGAACCUGGAAAACCCAUACGGAACUGAAAGCACCUUCGUGGAGGGCUACAACCUUGAUGGAUCCUGGCGAUACCGAGAUGAUAGUUAUAGUAAGAAUGGCUCCUAUACGGCCCAUGCUCUUGGCUGGAGUACUGGCCCUGUGGAUGCGCUGAAUUCGUACAUCAUUGGCUUGCGACCAAGCAGACCUGGUGGCGAGGAAUGGAUCCUAGAGCCUCAAUUCGGCGACUUGCAAUCUGCAGAGGGCGGCUUUACUACCCCACUUGGGAAGUUUUCCUCCGGCUGGAUGCUGGAGCAUAACGGAACCGGCUUCAGUGUUUGGCUGAACACUCCCGAGGAAACGACAGGUCAAAUCACUCUGCCACAGUUCGCCGGAGCAAGGCAUUAUCAGGUCACUUUAGAUGGACAAACCGUAGUAAAUGGAUCGAGUAUUACCAUUGAUGUGGCCGGGGGGAAACACCAAAUCAGUGCCAAGUAUUGA